ACAGAAUGGUUCUUUCAGUACAUCCACGGCCACAGCAGAAGGCGUCUUUGUCGGCUGGGAUCAUAUAGACUGUAUGCCUGGGAUGCAGCAUCCUCUCAGAGCUCUGCUCCAUGCAGCACAGAGUCAGAGCGUCUGCGCCUGCAGAGGAUGCUGCUGCUGCUGCUGCUGCUGCCGCCGCCACCGGAGGACCGAGUUCAUCACUCCGAGACGAAGUAAGCUGGUAAACUGACCAUCUUUUCAGUCUCCACAGGAUCGGCGCUCGAAUAUGAGCGCACAGAAACUCCAAAGACACUCUCUUCUCCUCAUCAUCGCUUCGCUGUUAAACUUGAAGCAUGGAAGUCGUCGGGACUGACGCAGCUCCUCACCGGCUGCAGAAGUUGGACAGCAAAACAUUUAAACGCCGUGACUUUUGAAAGCUUAGCAGACCGCGUGCGCUCUUUGGAAGGAUGCUCAACAUGUGGCAUUCAGGUAAAAAGCACCUUUAAUCUGUCUGAUGCUUGGAAGGAUAUUGAUCAGGGAAAGCAGCCAAUUAUUCCCGGUAAUGGAAUGAAGACACUUGGCUGAGAUAAUGGAUGAUAGAUCCAACAAGCUCGUUUGGGUUCCCAUCUUGGCAGUCCUCUUUGUUAUGAUCGGGUACCAGUACAUUUGUCCUGCGGGCAGCAAUUCGUGCCACUUUAAGACGGAGGAGAAAUUCCGCGGAGUGAGCCUGCUCCCAUCCCCGUACCAGGACACCGACGACUUCUACCGAGAUCAGGACCUGGAGGAGGACGCGCCUCCGAGAAUACCCUCCAAAUUCAACUUCACCGAGAGGGACCUCGACCGCCAUGUGGAGUUCAACAUCCGAGGGGACGACGUGAUCGUGUUUCUGCACAUCCAGAAGACAGGCGGGACGACUUUCGGGAGACACCUGGUGAGGAAUAUUCGCUUGGAGCAGCCGUGCGACUGCAAGCCGGGUCAGAAGAAAUGCACCUGCCACCGGCCGGGCAAGAAGGAGAGCUGGCUCUUCUCCCGGUUCUCCACCGGCUGGAGCUGCGGGCUGCACGCGGACUGGACCGAGCUGACUAACUGUGUCCCGGUCGUUAUGGACAAGAAGGAGGCCCAGAGGAAGAAAAGGAACUUCUACUACAUCACCAUGCUGCGAGACCCGGUCUCCCGCUACCUGAGCGAGUGGAAGCACGUCCAGAGGGGAGCCACAUGGAAGACUGCCCUUCACAUGUGUGACGGCCGCUCGCCCACGCAGGAUGAGCUGCCCACCUGCUACAGCGGCGAUGACUGGUCCGGCGUCACGCUGACAGAGUUCAUGAACUGCCCGUCAAACCUGGCCAGUAACCGUCAGGUCCGCAUGCUGGCCGACUUGAGUCUGGUCGGUUGUUACAACCUGUCCUCCAUGAACGAGAGCCAGCGCAACCACAUCCUUUUGAGCAGCGCCAUGAGCAACCUGAAGAACAUGGCCUUUUACGGCCUGACGGAGUUCCAGCGCAAGACGCAGUACAUGUUUGAGCGGACGUUCAGCCUGCGCUUCAUCUCUGCCUUCACGCAGAUCAACAGCACGAGAGCCGCCAACGUGGACCUCAGCGAGCUGGUGCGCAAGCGCAUCGAGGACCUCAACUUCCUGGACGUGCAGCUGUACGAAUAUGCAAAGGACCUGUUCCUCCAGCGGUUCCAGUUCACCCGACAGAGGGAGCACCAGGAGGUGCGCUUGAAGAGGCGCGAGGAGAGGCGUUGGCUGCGGGAGCAGAAAGAUCAGAGCUGGCCGUGGUCGCCGAAACACAAGGGGAGGGCAAACAGAGGCGGGACAGGGGGAGGAGACUUUGAGAAGGAAACGGAGAGGAACUUACCCAGCACCACGGAAGAUUACACGAGCCAAGUGGCUCGCUGGUAAGACCUGAUCAGAGAUGGGAGAGUUUUACAGACAUUUUGAUCAACCCACUUUAUGUAACACCAUUAAUAUGUGUCCUGCAUCUAUUUGUCAGCUUCAGUGUGAUUCAAGUAGUCUGCUAUCUCGUCAUUGACGAAGAAAAAGCCAAGUCUGUUUGUCUGAGUUCCCUUGGGUGUCUUAAAUCUUUAAAAUGCUGUUUUUAUGUUUUAUUCUUGCCUUGUUUUUUUAUUUACAGAAAGUUAUGAAGUCAGAAAUGAUCAGACUGUUUUUAUGACACUUAUGGAGUAGACUUGAAUAUCAUUUUUAUAGUUUAACUUAAACUCAAACCGGAUCAGUUAUAGAUAACCGACUUGUGACUGAAACAGCACAAAAAAUGAAGCAUAAAUGAGGUCUAUUUAUUUAUAGAUUUAUAAUUCCACUGCUGCAGGUUCACAAGGACUCUGUCAUCUCUUUCAAAAGACAACGCUCCAUGAAAUGAUGUUUGCUGUCAGAGUUUAAUAUUGCAGCAGCAGCAUUGACGCAUCAACGGCGAGACCCACCUUGUGUGGAUCUCAGAGGGGUUUCUCACAGAUCAGUGUUUGACACCGCGAUAAGACGGCGAAGGUGCAGAUUUCCAGAGAAAUCUUCACGAAAGCGAAAGGCUGCAGGUUAGACAUUGCUAAAUCAUCAACAUUUUAUUUGACACUCAAAAUACAGACUUAAAAUAAAGUUUUCUCAAAAAAAUAUUUUUUCUUCUUGAAGAUAGUUACAUCUUUUUCUCCAUAAAGGAGAAAUAAGCAGAAAGAUUUUUUUUCUAAUAAAAGCAGUAAGGCGAUAAACCUGCUGUGUACCCAAUAUUUUCACAAUAAAAGUCUUUCCCUCUUAUUUCUAAUCAGAACUGAUCAAUUGCUUUCUGAAUGGCAGUUAACUGACAGUACAGAUGCUGAAGUGUGUGAACGCGACCGCUACGUUUCCUGACUGAGAAUGAGAUGAUCAGCAGUCAGUUCCCGGCGCCAUACUGACCGUUUUUUCCGUGUUCGACGAGCUGACGGAGCUGCAGACUGUUCCCAAGUCAGUCCAGACUCAAAGAGCCUCAAAGCAGACGACGGAAGAGGAAAAACGACUCCUGCUUUAUGGUUUGAAUUCUUUUGCUAACUAGAUUUUAUCUGAUCGAACAAACGUUAAUGACUGAGCUGCUUUAGUGUCAAUUACCUCAUGUUUACUCACCACACAUGCAUAUCAAAAUUUGUUCAAGCUUUUUCUUCGUUUUCGUGUGACUGAAAUACCUCAGGUGUAAAAGUUUGACCACAUUUUGUUGUGUUUUCAGUUUAGGUCUUUAAAUGCACCCAUCUGAAUAAACACUUGUUUUUUAUUUUUUUCAGUUAGUCAAAUAUGUGAAUAAA
Messenger RNA from Oryzias melastigma (Indian medaka), 3261 nucleotides. RefSeq names its product heparan sulfate 6-O-sulfotransferase 3b (gene hs6st3b). Gene Ontology annotation, molecular function: heparan sulfate 6-sulfotransferase activity. Lineage: Eukaryota; Metazoa; Chordata; Actinopteri; Beloniformes; Adrianichthyidae. The coding region runs from base 569 to 1882 and encodes 437 amino acids. The transcript is spliced from 2 exons. Gene Ontology annotation, cellular component: membrane. The record is from RefSeq and is a predicted model, not a curated record.